GUAGCUCGAGAGAGUCUCUCGGGAGGCUAGACUAGCCACACGUUGUGGUGAAUCAGGGUUAAAACGGUGUGCCUCUUCCUUGCUCUUUACUUUACGCUUUUAAUUUUUUAUUCCUACGUCAUUUUCGUUUCAAAUGCUAUUCACCCCCCCUCUAGCGUUGUGACGUUUUUCUAACAAUGUUCUGAAUGAAGGAAGGCGAGAAGAUCGAUGCACUCAAGAAGACUUACGCCAACAAGGAUCUAGAAAGGGAAAUCCUGUGGAGUCUCACACCCGAAUUGAGUAUUCUAACCCCAUCUUUGGAUGAACAAACGAAGAAAGGAAUAGCGCUCAAAGCAACCAAAGAAACGGUGGAAGAAGUCUCAAGUGAUGAUGACAACGAGUUUGGACUCGUCAUCAAGAAAUUCCACAAGUUCAUGAAGAAGGAAUUUGAGUGCAAAGGAAGAAAGCACGACUGUCCCCCAAAGUGCUAUGGGUGUGGCGAGAUAGGCCACAUCAAGCCGAGGUGUCCAAGAGGCAAAAACGACAAGGACAAACUUGGCUUCAAAAAGCAAAGAGCAUAUAUCUUGUGGGGUGGCGACUCCAGCGACGAGUCAACCGACCAAGAAGAGGAUGAAGCCUCCAACCUCUGUCUCAUGGCACACGAAGACCAAACUGACGAUGUACAAGAGAAUUUCAGUCUCUUAAGCCUAUUCUUCCAAAUUCAUCACCUUUUCUUCAAAAACGCCUCAACAAUGGCUGGAGAAAAGUCAAAGACGAAGGCGUCCAAGAAGAGAGGCCCUGCCGAAGCCUCAAGCUCUGCGCCUCAACCCUUUCCGUACCUUGACGGAUCCUUUCUCGAGUUUGGGUUGGAGGAGGAACUCACCCGAUUCCUCACGCACUUCGCCAAGCGCCCCAUCUCUCCGCCUCGAGUGCUCCCAGAGUUGUUUCCCCAACAAAAGGGGUACCACGAGCUCGACAACCAACUCCAAGCGUCGGGUUUGUGGUCCUUCGUCUCCAAGAGCCGCACGUCCUACAAUCCUGCCAUUGUCCGGGCGUUGUACUCCAAUCUUCGCCGCGAUGGCGACACCAUCUAUAGUAGCAUCAAUCUCUACGACAUGGAGAUUGAUUUGCCUACCUUUGCCAGGAUCGCAGAACUGCCCAUCCGAGGGGACGACAUUGCGACGUGCGCCCUACGCACCGACGAUCCACUCGGCCCCGCCGGAGAAGCGUCUUCUUCUCUACAUCCUCACUCGGAUUCUUCGCCCCUAGGACGGCAGCCACACCUCUCUCUUCAACGAGGACUUGAAGGCGAUUCAAGCAAUCAUCCACAGCGCCUCCAUCAAAUGGGCAAAAUUCGUCAUGAUACACAUGACAGAUUGCGUCUCCCUCGCUACCGAGCGGAGCUUGCCAAACGCCUUCCUCGUCAUGGAUCUCAUCGUGUCCGCCGACAUCCACAUUGCUGGGCCAAGCACGAGGAUGACGAAGCUUUGGGUCAUUGCCGACAACACCUUCAAGAAGAAGUCUGGAAAUCGAGACGGCGCAGGACCGAGUCGUGCCCCUGCCCCUCCCUCGCUCCCACUCGGGCCUCUUUGCAGUCCAUAGCCGACACCUUGAAUCGGCUAACCCUCACGGUGGACGGUAUUGGGCAGUACAUGGAGCGGAUGGACUCGACGUUGCAACGCCAACAUCAUGACAUGACGGCAUUCUUCCGUGGCAUUAACUACGUCCCGCCGCCUUUUGACAGCACCAUCCUCGGCCAAAACUUCGAAGGCGGGGAUGAGGACGACGACUCAUAUGCUCCGUCCUCCUUUCCCGACGAGGAAGACUUUGAAGAUGCAGUCGACGACGAUCCCAUAGACGUUGAGGACAACGACGACGACGAAUCCUAGACUCUUCUUUUUUAUCUAUUGAAUGUGAUUGUAUUCUUCAAUUUCUCUUCCAUUGUAUUCCACAUUUCCCUUUUAAUGAAUAAAAGAUUACUUU
Messenger RNA from Cuscuta campestris, 1962 nucleotides. The record is from the annotation of a GenBank genome assembly. NCBI's taxonomy places the organism in Eukaryota, Viridiplantae, Streptophyta, Magnoliopsida, Solanales, Convolvulaceae.